AUGGUCAUGAUUGUUAUGGUAGUCAUCUGGAUUAUCCUCCGAACCUUCAUGCUCACGUUCCGUUGCGUCCCUGUCCAGUCCCUUUGGGACUACACUAUUACAGACAAGGUCUGUAACAUCAACAGCGACCAGUUCUUCCUGGGAACCAUAACGACCCAUUUUAUCAUGGACAUCAUCAUCCUGAUCUUACCUAUUAUUGAAGUCUUCAGGCUAAGACUUAAAACGGGCCAAAAGCUGGCAAUCGGUGCUCUAUUCCUUCUGGGUACCAUCUUCCUCAGUUCAUAUGGCAAAAGCAGCCAACCUAUCAGCCGACCGAGCAAUGCUAUCAAGCUCACGACACUUAUUCGGACAAACAAGGACCGUGACGCUGAUGAAACAAGCUCAACGCAUCAAUUGGCCGAUGUUGAGAACGGACUGCAUUAUCACUCUGGUGACUCGCAACGGAACGAAGGAGUGCAUACUAUGAUCUCGAGUGAACAGUCUGGUUCUGGCCCGGAAUUUGACACAGCGGGAAUACACGUGCGAAACGACACGGUCGUGGAGGUUAAGCAGGUUGAAAGCAAAGGCUUUUAUCGUCUUGAGUAA
Fusarium musae is the source of this 585-nucleotide messenger RNA. RefSeq lists its product as uncharacterized. Lineage: Eukaryota; Fungi; Ascomycota; Sordariomycetes; Hypocreales; Nectriaceae. The transcript is spliced from 2 exons. The record is from RefSeq and is a predicted model, not a curated record. The coding region runs from base 1 to 585 and encodes 194 amino acids.